This is a messenger RNA of Panicum virgatum (switchgrass), 1952 nucleotides long. RefSeq lists its product as uncharacterized. NCBI's taxonomy places the organism in Eukaryota, Viridiplantae, Streptophyta, Magnoliopsida, Poales, Poaceae. The coding region runs from base 1 to 1437 and encodes 478 amino acids. The record is from RefSeq and is a predicted model, not a curated record. The transcript is spliced from 8 exons.
AUGGCCCAGAAACGCAAUAUUGAAGCUACUAAUACAGCCCCGUCUCCAAAGCGAACAACUAGGGCUACUUCUAGAGCAGACAAGGAUACUUCUAGAGGCAGUGGAGUGAAUGAUGAAACGACAGAAGAUGAUGUAGGAAGAAAGCACGCAGAGCAGGAUAUAAGGAAAAAAGGAUCAGCGAAAAGACUGAGCAAGAUCAAUGAAAAUCUCAAGGGUAAUCAGAAACAGCGAAUUGCAAGUGUUGGGUUUGAGGGACUCCUUGAAAUAAAGUGCAACAUUGUUCCUGAGAAGUUGUCAACUUGGCUAGUUAACAAUUUCGACAUCAACAAGUCCGAGUUGGUGAUCCCAUACAAGGGGACAAUAAAGGUGGACGAUAAAGCUGUUAAACGAGUGCUCGGGUUACCAAUGGGCCCGAACUCUGUCAUUUAUGAAAAGAAGAGUUAUUCGGAUACAUUCACUGAGUUCUAUCAAGUUUUUGGCCAUGAGAAUGAUCAUAAGAUAUUGUAUCUAGAUUCACUCGAUGUUGGUGAUAUCGUUAACAACGACUUGGAAGUAAGAGCCGCUGUGUGGACAGGACAACUCGUCUCCAAAGUCUGCCUCAUGGAUAAGCUCUCCGAGACUCAGUUCGGCAAACUACAAAAUCGGGAGGUCCUCAAAAGUGCAUUGAAAGCACAUGCAGAAGGAGGUCAAGCAGGCCCCAGUACCUCUAAAGGUACCCGGGAGGUUAGGAGUAAAAGGAAGAACGACAUUCUGGAAGAAUCACUCGGUGAGAUUAGGAGUGAUGAAGAAGACUCCAGCAGCGAUGAAGAUUAUGCCAACUUUGACUCUUGCGACACAGAGGGGGACGAAGAUGAUGAGAACAACGAUGGAUUUGGAGAUGAUAUCAAUUCAUCACAAAUUGACCCAAGAGCUACUGAGAACGAAGUGCAAAGCAAGAAGAAGGUUAGAUUUGAAGAUGUAGAUAACGCAAACAAGCAAGAUGAUGACAUAGAGUACAAGUCGAUGAAAGGCAAUCAAGGUAAAUAUGUUGACAUGAUAUGUUGGAUCAAAACUUGUAUAUUGGUAGCAAGAUCAAUGGAAAUCUCAAGGGUUCUUUAUUAUUUUAUCUUCGCAGGAUCUGCCUCUGGAGCCUCAUGUAAAGAUGAGGCUGCUAAUAAACAAAGGAAUAAAGACAACCACAAUGAUGGCGGUUCAAAUGAUAGGGCCAACGACCGAAAGAAGACCAACAAAGCCAAACCAGCCAGCAAACAAUCAGUAUCUGCUGAACCAUCAUCACACAAAGAUCAGUCUGGUGAUAAAUCUAAAGGUGCGUCAUCCAAAGAUGAUGAUAAAGGUGCAAAGGACGACGAUAAAGCAGCAAAGGAUGACGACAAAGCAUCAAAGGAUGAUGUUAGCAUCAGAGAUGAUGGAAAGCAAGAUUUUGAUGAAGCACCAUGACCUAAAGAUGAGGCUGGUGACAAUUAUCAAGGCACACCACGCAGUACGCAAUCGGGCACACAAUCCAGCUCUGAGUUUAGCGGAUUGUCACCGAUUACACCAGCAAAUCGGUACAGGCUUCCGGGAGGUAUGACACUACUGGACUUAAUGGCUACACCGCCCGAUAGGAAGCCUUUGAUCUUUGAACCACCUGAGUUCCUCGAUGUGCCGCUCGUGCCCAAUGAGAAGGAAGUCUUCAAUGAUAUUGUCGAAAAGGAAUUUAAAGGGGCGAAGGACACGGUCACAAUGUCCGAUGAGAUGGAUUCUGAACCGAAAGAGCAAGCAAAAUAGUUUGAGGCCAAGCUUCUGGAAGAUUUGUUGCAACCCCUGCCUGUGGACAAUCUUCUGGAAGAAGUGCCCAAAUCCAAGAGAACAAAGAGAAAGGCGGAGCGGUCAGAUGUAGUGUCAAGGAAAAAGCUUGCUAGCACAUGAGGGAGAGGCUUGCCACCGGUGGUGCCCAAAUCCAAUACUGCAAA